AUGAAUAACGCUGCAGAGGCAACUACUGCUCCGGUAGGGGGCAUAAAGACCACAACAGGCACCACUCCAGAGCAGGACAUUAGGAACAGAACAUCCUCAAAGCAGAACCUCGUGCCUCCUUUACGGUUAGACCGCGUGUCCUCACCGGAAAAGGAACCAAUACUAAACCAAGCGGAGUUGAUCGCGUCGCAUGAUGGAGAGGACCACGAAGUCGUGUCUAGCUCUGUGGAACCGCCGACGAGUGCGUCUUCUUCGAGGGCGGGAGAUCAAGAACUCGGGGUGAGUAGGACGACGCCAAAAGUCGUUGACUCAGCCUUACAGGACACUGCAUCAGCUUCAGUAUUGAAAAAGGACCCGCCUUCUACAGGAACCAACGACGUUGAGGAAAAGACCCCUGCAAGAAGUACUGCUGCAAGCACAAGCCCGGGAAAACAGAACAGGGGGAAGAGGAAUAAGAGGAAGAACAAAUGA
This is a messenger RNA of Amoebophrya sp. A120, 471 nucleotides long. The record is from the annotation of a GenBank genome assembly. NCBI's taxonomy places the organism in Eukaryota, Dinophyceae, Syndiniales, Amoebophryaceae.